This is a messenger RNA of Cornus florida, 4380 nucleotides long. RefSeq lists its product as uncharacterized. The record is from RefSeq and is a predicted model, not a curated record. The transcript is spliced from 27 exons. Bases 174 to 3797 code for a protein of 1207 amino acids. Gene Ontology annotation, molecular function: protein binding. Lineage: Eukaryota; Viridiplantae; Streptophyta; Magnoliopsida; Cornales; Cornaceae.
CCAAGCCAUUUCCGAUCCCAGAUUGACACAACACAAAACCAGACCAGUUCAGCUCGCGCAUAAACACAAAGUUAGCAGUGGAGUGGAGUACAUAAACGGGGUUGUACAUUAUUCGCAAGUAAACGACAUUAUGGGUUGCUCAAGUCGAAGAAGUUGAUCGAUUGUUCUCCUGAAUGGCAGCAUCGUCCUCCCUGAUUAGGUCAUGGAGGACGGCGUUUCUGACCCUCAGGGACGAAACCCUAAACUCUCCGCCGCGCAACACCGUCGCCAACCUCCUUCACCAUCACAUUUUCUCCCAAUCCGACAAUUUGAUCGCCGCCGCCCCCAACUUGCCUCCUCACGAGGUUACAUCCGACGUGAUGUUUCUGUUGGAAUUGGUUCGACAUACUUCUGAUUCUGAAGGCAAUGACGAUUUGAUCGAUACCUUUACGCUUUCAUGCCACCUGAUCCAUUAUCUUAGCCGUCUUGUUUCCCUUGAAAUAAAUUCAUCUUCGUGGACACUCGUGCUUGAUUCCUAUGGAAGGAUGAUGGAGAUUUUUAGUGGCAAAGCUAGUACAAAGAGAGUGUUUUUAGGGAAUGUUAGUGUAAUUAGAGCUAUAAAGCAAUGUUUAGAGACUAUAAAAUGUCUUAUUUGUGUGUAUCAAAGAAAAUGUUCACUAUCAGAAAAUACACAAUUAUUGAAUUUCCUUCUCAGCACAGUUGCAUCCUCCCAUGCUGAGUUAUUCUGCUCAUCUUACUUGAGUGGCAACCGAACUUGUGCUGCUGAAUUUGGAAACAGAAUGCCUAGAUACAACAGUUUAUGGGAAGUUCAGACUGUUGCGUUCACUAUGAUUGGUGAAGUUUUUUCAAGAGUUGGGUCUUCUUUCCCCCUUGAAACCUGGCAGUCAACAAUUGAGGUUCUUAAAAAAGUUAUGGAUGUCUUAGCAUCUAGGAACCUGCUUGUGGAAGACAAUGUCAUGGCCAGGUUUUAUACUUCACUUCUGCAUUGCCUGCACUUGGUUCUUGUAGAUCCUAAAGGACCCCUUUCAGACCAUGUGGCGGGUUUUGUAGCAGCUUUGCGGAUGUUUUUUGUCUAUGGCCUUACUAAAAGACCCAAACUUAUGUGUCCAAUAGCUGGUCAUAAGAAGGAACUUACUUCAAUGAGUCUUAAGUUAGAUUCAGUAGAAUCUAGUAAGUUAGAUCGUGGUCCAUAUAGGCCUCCUCACUUGCGCAAAAAAGGCCGGGAUAAUCUGCAGCAGCCGAAAACUUGGGAAUCUUCGAGUUUCUCGGAUCAUGAAUCUUCUAUAAUUGAUCAUACAUCAUCAGAUUCAGAUUACAGUGACAGUGAUGGAUCAGCAAAAGAUGCUGACAGCAUUUGCAGCUCUAAGGCUAGAGUGGCUGCCAUUGUUUGCAUACAGGAUCUUUGUCGAGCUGAUCCCAAAUCUUUUACUGCCCAAUGGACAAUGCUAUUGCCCUCCAGUGAUGUGCUACAGCCAAGGAAGUAUGAAGCAACUUUAAUGACAUGCUUACUAUUUGAUCCAUACUUAAAGGCACGGAUUGCAUCUGCCUCUACCCUUGCGACAAUGUUGGAUGGACCUGCAUCUGUUUUUCUCCAGGUAGCGGAAUACAAGGAAACCACUAAAUGUGGAUCUUUUACAGCACUUUCGAGCUCCCUUGGUUACAUACUAAUGCAACUUCAUGCAGGUAUUUUGUACUUAAUCCAGCAUGAAACUCAUAGCGGUUUGCUGGCGUCCUUGUUCAAAAUUCUCAUCCUUCUGAUAUCAUCCACACCAUAUUCAAGAAUGCCUGGGGAGUUGUUGCAAACUGUAAUCUCGUCUCUUCGGGCAAGGAUUGAAGAGGGCUUUCCGUUUAGAAGUGAUCAGACUGGUCUGAAGGCUACUGCUAUUAAUUGCUUGACGGCAGCUCUAUCUGUCUCACCUUCCUCACUGAAAGUCAGAGACAUGUUUGUAGAAGAACUAUCAAGAGGUAUUGUUAAGACUCAAGGGAUGUCUGGUGUUCUAUCUACCAUAUUUCGACAUUCUGAACCUGGAACAAGCCCUGCGAUAAGUUUUGAGGCUCUCCAGGCACUUAGAGCUGUGUCGCACAAUUACCCAAGUAUAAUGGAUGUGUGUUGGGAACAAGUUUCCAAUAUUGUUUAUGGAUUUUUGAGGCUUACUUCUCCUGAAGUCCCUACAAGGCCUUGGAAGGGUAAUGUCGGAAACACUGUUGGGUCAAUGGGGGAGAAAGUCAUUACAGCUGCAGUCAAGGUUUUGGAUGAAUGUCUUCGUGCUAUAUCUGGAUUUAAAGGAACCGAAGAUAUUUUAGAUGAUAAAUUACUUGAUACCCCCUUUACAUCUGAUGACACUAGGACCAAGAAAAUUUCAUCAGCUCCAUCUUAUGGAUCAGAGAGCCCAGCAGUCAUUAAGGACAAACCACAAACAUGUCAAUCAGGGAGCGAGCAGUGGUGUGAGGCAAUUGAGAAGCAUUUGCCUCUGAUUCUGUGGCAUUCUUCUGCGAUGGUGAGGUCUGCCUCAGUCACUUGUUUCGCAGGAAUUACUUCUUCUGUUUUCUCUUCUCUCCCAAAUGACAAACAAGAGUUCAUUUUUACUUCUUCUAUCAGAGCUGCUCUUAAUGAUGAGGUGCCUUCCGUUAGGUCAGCUGCUUGUCGUGCCAUUGGUGUGAUCACAUUUUUUCCACAAAUUUCAGAAAGUGCAGAGAUCCUUGAAAAGUUUAUCCAUGCUGCUGAGUUUAACACCCGUGAUCCUUUGAUCUCGGUGCGAAUUACGGCCUCCUGGGCUUUAGCAAAUGCAUGUGAUUCUCUCAGGCAUUGUAUUAAUGCUUUUUCCUCUAAAAGGUUUUCUAUAGAUUCAAAGGCAAGCUCUCGAUUGACUGCAGUAUUAUUUGAGUGUGGUUUGCGUCUGACUAAGGACAGCGACAAGGUCAAAGCAAAUGCUGUGAGAGCCCUGGGCAAUCUUUCAAGAUGUGUCCUAUUUACAAAUGGGUCAGGAGUUCAUGACAAGCCAGUAAAUAGUACCAGCUUCUCCCUAAUAAGUAAUGGUGCUGAAAAGCAUAGUGAUCUCAGAGAUAGUCACCAAGACCAACACACAUCAAAUUCAUUCCAGUUAGCUUCCCUUGAAGAUUCAGAUUGGCUAGAAAGAAUGGUCCAAGCAUUUCUUUCUUGUGUUACAACUGGAAACGUGAAGGUCCAAUGGAAUGUUUGUCAUGCAUUGAGGAACUUAUUUCUGAAUGAGACUACAAAACUGCAAGAUAUGGAUUGGGCUCCAUCAGUUUUUAGUAUUCUUUUACUCCUGCUUCGUGAUUCUUCUAACUUUAAGAUCAGGAUACAAGCUGCUGCUGCUUUGGCUGUGCCAGCAACCAUAUUUGAUUAUGGGAGAUCAUUCCCAGAUGUUGUCCAAGGUGUUGGGCAUAUACUCGAGAAUUUAAGUUCAGACUCAAUCUCAACGCCGUCAAGUUUCAAAUAUAGGGUUGCACUGGAGAAUCAGCUAACUUCUACCAUGUUGCAUGUGCUUGGUCUUGCUUCAAGAAGUGAUCAUCUGCCUAUAAAAGAUUUUCUGGUCAAAAAAGCUUCAUUUCUUGAGGAGUGGUUUAAAGUGCUAUGCUCCUCACUUGGGAAUACAAGUACUCAGAUUGGGGAUGAAAAUAGUUCCACCAGUCACCAAAAGAAAGAGGUUAUAUUAAAAGCGAUACAGUCGCUAAUUGAAGUGUAUGAAAGCAGGAAUCAUCAUGCCAUUGCACGGAGGUUUGAAAAGAUGGCAGCAGAACAUGAAUCUCUUCAUGCGGUUCAUUUCUCCUCCUAGUUGUCUGAUUGAUUGUUGUAGAACAUCACCACCAGUGGUUCCUUUGAAUCCUUUCUGUCCAUUAGUCUUUGGAAGAUCAUUGAUAUGAAGAUUGGGUAUAUAUUGUCCGUUAAGACAGGUUUAGGAACUCUGGUCAUGCAUUGUUUAAUGGACAUCACUGUAGUGUGCAGUUCAGUUGCGAUCUUCCUCUUGGACAUUGGCAGUGGCCUGACGGGAUGCAAAAUCAUUUUGAUUUUGGUAUGUUUCAGUUCAACAGGUUUGCAUAUUGUGUUGAAAGUCCGGUGUUAUAUGUUGGAUACGAGGCCAGAGGUUGCGGAGUGUCUCUAUCUGGUGUGGCACGAGGUGGAUGAAGUCAAGAGUAUGUGCGGGUUAAUGUGCUAUUUCACUCUCAUUAAUUGUCGAAAGGUUUUAUUUACAUGAAUAUUUAUAGAUUGCUGCGUGAAAUAUGUUUACUAUAAAGGAAAUCAGAUAGUGUAUCUAAUUUAGGAACCUUUGUAGUUUAUUAGAUUACCUAAUAUAACAAGGUUUGUAGCUUAUAAGAUUCCAUUCAUAACCUCUGUAGCUUAUAAAAUUCCAUUCUUUU